Messenger RNA from Wasmannia auropunctata (little fire ant), 1662 nucleotides. RefSeq names its product serine hydrolase-like protein. Lineage: Eukaryota; Metazoa; Arthropoda; Insecta; Hymenoptera; Formicidae. The transcript is spliced from 2 exons. The record is from RefSeq and is a predicted model, not a curated record. Bases 618 to 1514 code for a protein of 298 amino acids.
UUAUUUAUAUUGUCUUGGAAAAAAACGAGAAAUAUCAAAAUAUAAUAAAAUGCAAAACAAUUAAUUAUCACUAGACUGAUAGUCUCGUAUCAGACCGCGUCAUCAGACUGACAAAUAAAACUAAUUUAAAAAUUAAUUUAAAAACAAAUUUUGUCGAAGUCAAAUUAUGUAGCACGUAACGUAUAUUGAUGUUCGCCAGCAUGACUUGUACUUUUUUUUUUACUAAAAGAAAGUAGAUAACCUAUACAAGCAAGACAUGGUAAGGCAGAAUGACUAUGGAAGAACAAUAAAUAAUUGCAGACAAUUUGACAUGAUGAUUCAUGUCGAAGAAGGAAUUUUAAACACCAAGUAUUAUACAUAUGUGAGAAUUCUUCAAAGCAUUCCCUUCUUUUGCAGUCGUCACUCGAGUGUCAGUGCGUCAAGUUGAUAACGUUUGACAGUCAAGGUCUGCAGAGAACGAGGAAGAAUUUCUUCAAUUUUUGUCAGUCUAUAUUUACAUUAAUCACUGUGUAACAUGAAUUUUAUAAAUUAAUUCAAAUUAUAUGUACAAGAGUGAAGAAAAUUUCAACAAUUUGUAUUGUUUAACUAAACACACAUCGUGAGAAUAACUAGCACAAAUGGCAGAAGUAAAACAACACUUUACGGAGAUAAAACUCACUGUACCCUGGGGUCACGUUGCUGCCAGAACUUACGGCUCUUCCACAGGAAAACCAGUCUUAGUGGUGCACGGUCGUCUAGAUAACGCAGGCUCGUUUACUAGAUUAAUGCAGUAUUUGCCGAAAGAAUUAUUUUAUUACGUAUGCAUAGAUUUACCCGGCCAUGGAUGGUCAUCGCACUUUCCACCUUGGAUGGUAUUAGACAGUAUGGACUACGCACACGCAUUAUAUUUCAUUUUGGAAGCGCUACAGUGGAAAACGUGUAUUUAUAUAGGACAUAGUAUGGGAGCGCAAAUAGCUAUACUGUUCAGUAUUCUUCAACCAAACAGAAUCGAGAAGUUAAUUGCUAUCGACGGGAUUCUUGUAAAGCCUGAGUUUAUUAAAGAGUUCACAACGUAUUUGGAGAUCGCAUCUGCAUCCUCAGUAAAAGCUUAUCACAAGAAUGAAGAACCGUCGUCUUUUACUAAAGAAGAGAUAUUACACGCUCUUAAAAAUAUGAGGUUCGGAGCUUUAAAUUCCGAAGCUGCUGAUGCAAUGUUCGAUCGUGCAGUUACGAAAGUAAAUGGGAAGUACAUAUAUAACAGAGAUAUACGAUUAAAAAAUAAUCCUUUUACAUAUAUGAACACGAAAGAAUUUAAAAAGAUUAAUAACACAAUUUCAAUUCCAAUACACCUUAUUGCUCCAUCUCAAGGUGUUUUUUUUCCAUUUAUUAAAGACCCAGCAUUGGAAAUAUUGAAAGGGAAAACCCUAUUGGACGUAAUUAUUGUAAACGGAAAUCAUGACGUUCAUAAUAAUAAUCCUGAAAAUAUCGCGCCAUUUAUAUGUAAAAUAUUGAAUAACUAUUCCAGCAAGCUAUAGACAAGUUGCAUACUUUAUAUGCAUGCACGCGCAAAACUAAGUAAAUAUUUAUUUUUUGUACUACUUGUACGCACUUUGCAUUUCACAAUAUGUAUGUUAACGUUAAUGUAUGUUAAUUCUUAUUUCAACCUGAUAAAAGUAUUUUUUU